Molecule: messenger RNA, 1783 nt
Organism: Tachyglossus aculeatus (Australian echidna)
Lineage: Eukaryota; Metazoa; Chordata; Mammalia; Monotremata; Tachyglossidae
Gene: BZW2
Product: basic leucine zipper and W2 domains 2
Exons: 12
Coding region: 126-1385 (419 amino acids)
Cellular component (GO): membrane; cytoplasm
Molecular function (GO): protein binding
Source: RefSeq, a predicted model, not a curated record
GUGUGAUCGUGUGUGUGGUGGCGGCGGCUCAUGUGUCGGUCCUUCCCGGCUCCAUUGUCUGCCGCCGCCGCCCGCUCGCCCGCCCGCCCCCGGGCCAGGGCCGGCCCCCAAAGGGCAGAAAUUUUAUGAAUAAGCAUCAGAAGCCAGUGUUAACAGGGCAGAGGUUCAAGACACGGAAAAGGGAUGAAAAAGAGAAAUUCGAACCCACAGUCUUCAGGGAUUCACUCGUCCAGGGUCUCAAUGAUGCCGGAGGUGACCUUGAGGCUGUAGCCAAGUUUCUGGACUCCACUGGCUCGCGAUUAGACUAUCGUCGCUAUGCUGACACUCUCUUUGAUGUCCUGGUAGCCGGCAGUAUGCUUGCCCCCGGAGGGACUCGGAUAGAUGACGGAGAUAAGACCAAGAUGACCAAGCACUGUGUGUUUUCUGCCGCCGAAGAUCACGACGCCAUCCGGAAUUAUGCUCAGGUCUUCAAUAAGCUCAUCAGACGAUAUAAAUAUUUGGAAAAAGCUUUUGAAGAUGAGAUCAAAAAGCUCCUCCUCUUCCUUAAAGCCUUUUCCGAAGCUGAGCAGACCAAGUUGGCAAUGCUCACUGGGAUCCUGCUAGCCAAUGGGACACUCCCGGCCACCAUCUUGACCAGCCUGUUUACCGACAACAUCGUUAAAGAAGGAAUUGCAGUAUCUUUUGCUGUGAAGCUUUUUAAAGCAUGGAUGGCAGAGAAAGACGCUAAUUCGGUUACCUCCUCUUUGAGAAAAGCCAACUUGGACAAGAGGUUACUGGAACUGUUUCCAGCCAACAGGCAGAACGUGGACCACUUUGCUAAAUACUUCACUGACGCGGGGCUGAAAGAGCUCUCCGAUUUUCUCAGAGUCCAGCAGUCACUCGGGACUCGGAAGGAACUUCAGAAAGAACUGCAGGAGCGUCUCUCACAGGAAUGCCCGAUCAAAGAGGUGGUACUCUAUGUCAAAGAGGAGAUGAAGAGAAAUGACCUGGCAGAGACUGCCGUGAUUGGGCUCCUGUGGGCUUGUAUAAUGAAUGCUGUUGAAUGGAACAAGAAGGAAGAGCUGGUGGCAGAACAGGCACUCAAGCAUCUGAAGCAUUAUGCACCUCUGCUGGCUGUGUUCAGUUCUCAAGGUCAGUCAGAGCUUAUCCUCCUCCAGAAAGUUCAAGAGUACUGCUAUGACAACAUCCAUUUCAUGAAAGCUUUCCAGAAGAUUGUGGUGCUCUUCUACAAAGCUGAUGUCCUGAGCGAAGAAGCCAUCCUGAAGUGGUACAAGGAAGCACACCUCGGGAAAGGGAAAAGUGUCUUCCUUGACCAGAUGAAGAAAUUCGUCGAGUGGCUGCAAAACGCCGAAGAAGAGUCCGAAUCGGAAGGAGAGGAGAAUUAGAUGCUUCAGCAGGCUUUCUCAGCAUCCUCGUCUGGAAGCGGAGCCUUUGGGGCCGGAGAAGCUAGCCUUCCCUGUCACGCAGACGACUCUAGGGUAGACAACCCAUUGUGUAGGAGAAAAUGGUUAAUCCACAGCCUACCUGGAGCAUCAGGCCCUCUGGCUUGGGACUCCACCGGUAACUCAAAGCCAUCCAACAAAGAGCCCAGUAGGAGAGAACGAAUGGCAGAUAUUCCCGGGACUCCUUUUUAUUAGCAGUGGUCUUUUCAGGUAGUUCGUGAACUCCCACAAACAACGCCUGUUGGUAAUUGUGUAUUUGCUUGUGAAUGUGAUUGGAUGACACCACUUUUUAAAUUUUAAAUAUUAUGAUGAUGAUGAAAUAAAUAGCUUUUUGUAUUUGA